Messenger RNA from Mesorhabditis belari, 510 nucleotides. The record is from the annotation of a GenBank genome assembly. Lineage: Eukaryota; Metazoa; Nematoda; Chromadorea; Rhabditida; Rhabditidae.
AUGUCAAUCGAUCAAGAGAUCGACAAUAUUCGCAAGGCACUUGAAGAUGUUCAUCGGACGCUCUCUUAUGUGAACAAUGGUACAGAUGACGCGUUGCUAACUCUCAAUAAAACUCUUCAACAAUUCGAGGAUCGUUUAUUCAGUGUUGUUGAGGAUAUUACGGCAAUUGGGCAACAAGUUGUCACGGUUACAAAAGAGUUUCCCCAUUCAUAUGUCUACAUGUCACUUUUCUUGGUUUUAAUGCUUCUGCUUUGGUUAUUGAUCGUUUACAUGGGAUUCACCGCUCAUUCGCAUUAUAAAGAAGUUCGAAUUGUAAUGCGAAAGCUCCGAAAUGAGUACUAUCGAAAGAAAUAUGAUCCCGUCGAUCAACGCCGGGACAUUGAUGAUUUCUUUCCGGAAACACUCAUUGCCAUGGGUGAAUCGCCGCCACCUAGCUACGAGUCGAAAAUCUCGAGUGGAUACAGUGAGGAAAUGAAUGAGGAAAUAGCACCGAUGAUUGUUUCGGAUCAC